AGAAAAAGCUGGACGCUUCAUGUCGAUUUGUUUUUGCUCUGUGCUACCUAUUUAAAACGCGUUUGGGGAUACGCAUUCUUGUGACAAUUCCAAGCGUUCCGAAAGACACAUAUUCGAUCCGUGCCGUUACGAAAUUAUCAUUCACCAUCAAGUUUUUGCACAAUUCUGUAAUUCAGAGGUGUAAUUUUUGUAUCAGUUGGAUAUGGCGGAUGUAAGUAUGGGAGGAGAGGUAGAAACCUUCGCUUUUCAGGCUGAAAUCAACCAGCUGCUGAGCCUCAUUAUCAACACUUUUUACAGCAAUAAAGAAAUUUUCCUUCGUGAACUUAUUAGCAACUCAUCUGAUGCUCUGGAUAAAAUUCGUUUUGAGGGUCUGACGGACAAGAGUAAACUGGAAGCACAGCCGGAGUUGUUUAUUAGGAUUGUUCCUGACAAGGCUAACAAGACCUUGAGUAUCGUUGAUAGCGGAAUUGGAAUGACCAAAGCAGAUCUUGUGAACAAUUUGGGGACAAUUGCGAGAUCGGGAACAAAGGAAUUCAUGGAGGCUUUGCAGGCUGGAGCCGAUGUAAGCAUGAUUGGACAGUUUGGAGUGGGGUUUUACUCUGCUUACCUGGUGGCAGAGAGAGUAGUUGUGACUUCAAAGCACAAUGAUGAUGAACAGUACAUCUGGGAGUCACAGGCCGGGGGUUCCUUCACCGUUACCAGGGAUGUCAGCGGUGAGCCUUUAGGCAGAGGAACUAAGAUCACUCUCUUUAUGAAAGAGGACCAGAUGGAAUAUCUUGAAGAGCGGAGGAUAAAGGAUUUGGUCAAGAAGCACUCGGAGUUCAUCAGUUAUCCGAUUUAUCUGUGGACUGAGAAGACCACGGAGAAGGAGGUAAGUGAUGACGAAGAGGAAGAGGAGAAGAAGAAGGAAGAGGAGGGCGAUAUUGAAGAAGUGGAGGAGGAUAAGGACAAAGAUAAGAAGAAGAAGAAGAAAGUUAAGGAAGUCUCUCAUGAAUGGACCUUGAUUAACAAGCAGAAGCCCAUCUGGAUGAGAAAGCCAGAGGAGAUUACGAAAGAAGAAUAUGCUUCUUUCUACAAGAGCUUGACAAAUGACUGGGAAGAUUAUCUGGCGGUCAAGCAUUUCUCUGUUGAAGGGCAAUUGGAGUUCAAGGCCAUUCUGUUUGUUCCAAGGAGGGCUCCGUUCGACCUGUUUGAUACAAGGAAAAAGCCCAACAACAUCAAGCUCUAUGUGAGAAGGGUGUUUAUAAUGGACAAUUGCGAGGAGCUGAUUCCUGAGUAUUUGGGCUUUGUCAAAGGUGUGGUAGACUCUGACGAUCUGCCCCUCAACAUCUCUCGAGAAAUGUUACAGCAGAACAAGAUUCUCAAGGUAAUUAGGAAGAACUUGGUGAAGAAAUGCAUUGAAAUGUUCAAUGAAAUUGCAGAGAACAAGGAAGAUUAUGCCAAGUUCUAUGAAGCAUUUUCCAAAAAUAUCAAGUUGGGAAUUCACGAGGACAGCCAAAACAGGACUAAAUUGGCUGAUCUGUUGAGGUACCAUUCUACAAAGAGCGGUGAUGAGAUGACGAGUCUGAAAGACUAUGUGACCAGAAUGAAGGAGGGGCAGAAGGACAUCUAUUAUAUUACUGGUGAGACCAAGAAAGCUGUUGAGAAUUCACCAUUUUUGGAAAGGCUGAAGAAGAAAGGUUAUGAAGUUCUGUUCAUGGUGGAUGCCAUUGAUGAGUAUGCGGUGGGACAGCUGAAGGAAUACGAUGGAAAGAAACUGGUCUCGGCCACCAAGGAAGGGCUCAAGUUGGAGGAAACAGAGGAAGAGAAGAAGAAAAAGGAAGAGAAGAAAGCAGCCUUUGAGAAUCUGUGCAAAGUAAUAAAGGAAAUUUUGGGAGACAGGGUAGAGAAGGUAGUGGUAUCUGAGCGCGUUGUGGAUUCUCCGUGUGUGCUUGUGACAGGGGAAUAUGGAUGGAGUGCGAAUAUGGAGCGAAUAAUGAAGGCGCAGGCUCUGCGGGACAGCAGCAUGUCAAGCUACAUGUCGAGCAAGAAAACCAUGGAAAUCAAUCCAGACAAUGCCAUCAUGGAGGAAUUGCGGAAGAGGGCAGAGGCAGAUAAGAAUGACAAGUCUGUCAAGGACUUGGUUUUGCUUAUCUACGAAACGGCUCUGCUCACCUCUGGCUUCACCCUCGACGAUCCCAAUACCUUUGCGUCCAGAAUUCACAGAAUGUUGAAGCUGGGCCUCAACAUUGAUGAGGAUCUCUCUCCUGAGCUCGACUCUGACAUGCCGCCUCUCGAAGAAGAUACCAUCCAGGAGGAGAGCAAGAUGGAAGAGGUGGACUAACUUCAUUCUUCUUCUUUUCCUCUACCGUAGGAGCAACUGCAAAAGGUUAUGUAGAUAUAAUUUGUGUGAAGAGGUUGAAUGUGAUCUGUAUUUGGGAAAUAGCUAUAGUGUUAUGCAACAGCUUGGGCACAGCUAUACGCCCUAUUAUCUGUAAACAUCUCUUAAUUUUGUUUGAAGCAGUGAUCCUACUACUAACAGAUCGUUUGAGAUGAUUAAGGUUCGCUCUCAAAUGGAUUAGUUGAAUAGCUUUGGGUGUUGGCUCUUACAAAUCCUUAUGUGUAGUGGACUUCUUAAUUUCUUCUGUCUAGGCAUUUGGAACUUUUUUUA
Molecule: messenger RNA, 2650 nt
Organism: Cryptomeria japonica (Japanese cedar)
Lineage: Eukaryota; Viridiplantae; Streptophyta; Pinopsida; Cupressales; Cupressaceae
Product: heat shock protein 90-1
Exons: 4
Coding region: 203-2323 (706 amino acids)
Biological process (GO): cellular response to heat; protein folding; protein stabilization
Cellular component (GO): cytosol; perinuclear region of cytoplasm; protein-containing complex
Molecular function (GO): ATP-dependent protein folding chaperone; ATP hydrolysis activity; ATP binding
Source: RefSeq, a predicted model, not a curated record